AUGGCAGCAAAUCAAGUUCAAGUUCGUCUUCAAAAAUUACUCAACAAUGAAUUAUCAUCACAUGAUAAAAAACUCCUUAUUUCUGCGUAUGAUGCUUUAGUUAGUAUUCUUCAAACGCCUGAAAUGCGUAAACAAUUGUCUGAAGAACAUGAAUUACUUUUUGAGUGUAUAUCGAAAAUAAUUCUCACGUCAUAUAAUAAAUAUUUUCAUGGUGAUCAAUUACGUUUUUUACUUGAUUUAACAUCGAGUGUAUGUACUUUAUCAAUGUCACAGAAUCAAAUAAUUGAUAAUUGGCUACAAAAUAUCGAAGAACGUACAUUUGAAAAACAAGAUUGUUAUAAUGAUGAUGAUGAUGAUGAUGAUAAUUUAAUUGAAAAUGGAACUGAAAGUGGAAAAGGUGGAAAAAAAAGAAGUAUUCAAAAAAAUCAUCGAAAUUCUGAGCCAACUAAAGUACAUGAAGCUUCAGCUCGUGGAAAAAACAAUCGAAAAUCACCAAGGAAUGAUAGUACAAAUAAUCUUAGCAAAGGAUCUAGCAAAAGCGCAAAUAAAAAACGCUAUACGGUUCCAUUCAAUAAUAAAUCUAAUGCCGAUCGUCAAUUUAAUCAUAGCUACAUUGGCGGUGAAUAUGGUCAUGUUCGUACUGAUUCAACCAAUGAAAAAGAAUCUCCUAUCGAAAUAAUUCUGUCAAAAAGAAGUCAAAGUCGAUUUGCACGAAUUUGUAGGAAAUCAAGAGAAUUAAUUGAUGUGUGGUAUAACGUUGAAAAACGAAAUAAAAAAUUUAAAUUAAAUCUUUCACGUAUAAGAAAACUUCAAAAAUUAUACGGAGAAAAUCUUUCAACAAUUUUUCAUGAAAAAGAAUCAAUAUUUUAUUCGCUUGUUUGUCAUGUUGCACAAAAUGAUUUUUUAUUUGGAAAUGAUCAAUAUUUAGCAUUAUAUGAUUUGAAAAAUAUUUUAUUACCAGAAAAAUAUUCUUUAUUAAAUCGAGAUCGUUCAAUAUUUUGUCGACAACGUACAUUAAUACCAUUAAAUGAAAUCACAGAACAUAUUCAAACGAAACCUGUAAUUCAACAGACAAUAUUUAACGAUUUUCAAGAAUAUAUUAUUCGUUCAACAUCGCCAAUAUUAUUUGAUUUAAUUAAAUAUUUAUUGAAAUCAAAUAUUUUUAUAAAUAUAGAAUAUUUAGAAUAUUUUUCAAAUAGAAUUUUAUUUGAUAUGAAAAAAGAUAUUUUUUCAAAUGAACAACUUGAUGAACUUCAUAGAUAUUGUGGUAAUCGUAUGAAACGUUUUGAAUGUAAUAAUCGAGAACUGUGGACAGAACGUUCAAUUUUAUUUCAAAAUGAUAAAACGAUACAAAAUGAUCUCAAUCAAUGGAUUUUAGCAUUAGAUCAAGUUUUGAGUACAAAUCUUAUUGAACAAAUAAAUGACGAAAAAAUUGUUGUUCAACAUUCUUUCUGGUAUUCUACUAUCUUAAUAAUGGCUAGUAGUAAUCAUUUGAAUAAAGAUCAAUUUGAACGUGUUUUAAAGUCAGGUAUUCAAUCAACAUUAUUUAAUUCAAUACAAAAGUUCUAUUUACAAUAUUAUUUAAAUGAAGGACAUGCACCAAUAACUAUUAAUGAAUUAAAUCUAAUCAAAACUCAAUUAGAAAAUCAAAAUAUUAACGAGAAAAAAUUAGCCUAUGAACAAAUGAAAAUCAUACUUGAUAGAUCAAAACCAGAAUUUAAGAAUGAAGAAUUCAAACAGUUAGACGAUUUAAUUCCAAUGAUUCAUCAUCAUGUUCUACAUCGUUUGAUUUCUCUUGUUGAACUGAUUUUUUCGCAUACAAAUAUAUUUUCAAAAGAACAAUUACAAGAAUUACUCGAUAAAUUUCUUUAUCAAUCAACAAUUGUUCGUCCAUUACCAUCUAAAAAAACAAAAAAGUUACUCGCAUCUUAUUCUCGUUCAAUAUCAUUACGCGAAUUGGAAACUAAUUGUCUUUCACCAAAAUCAGAUCUUAGAAAAUGUAUACUAUUACUGAGAAGUAGGCGAUUCAUGGAAAAAGAUGGAGCAUAUGAUCUUUUGGCUGAAUCAAUUAUAAAUAUAUUUAAAAAUCGACAAAAAUUUUCCAAUGAACCAUGUCAAGAGUUAAAAAAUCUUCUUGACGAGAAAUUUUUAGGAAAAGAACGUUAUUAUUUGAUUAAUGAAGCUUAUAAAGAGUUUCGUACAAAUAAAAACAAUCUUCUAAUAUUUAAUCGAACGAUUCUCAAUCAAUUAUUAAAUAAAAUUCUUUUAAAAGAUUAUCAAGCUCAUUUAGACUUUAUUAAUGUAUUAGAAAAUAUUUCACAAUCGAUUGAUUUCAAAGAGAUUUCAGUUGAAUUUGAAAUCAAUCGUUGUCUUUUAACAGCAAUCAUUUUAAUUAUAAUCGAUGCUGAUUAUUCAAACUCAUCAGAUUUACUUUUGUGUCAACAACGUUUAACAACAAUAAUAGAAAAGCAAAUAAUUUUUUUUCCAUUACUUCUUAGUGAACAACAAUAUGAACUUAUUACAUCACCUUCAACAGUAACAGCUGAUAUUGAUCUACUUAUUAGUUUAUUAAAAACAACUUUAAAUGAAAGCGAUCUUCUAAUAAUUAAUCGAACGCUUCUCAAUCAAUUAUUAAAUAAAAUUCUUUUAAAAGAUUAUCAAGCUCAUUUAGACUUUAUUAAUGUAUUAGAAAAUAUUUCACAAUCGAUUAAUUUCAAAGAGAUAACAAUUGAAUUUGAAAUCAAUCGUUGUCUUUUAACAACAAUCAUUUUAAUUAUAAUCGAUGCUGAUUAUUCAGUUUCAUCAGAAUUAAUUUUGUUUCAACAACGUUUAACAACAAUGAUAGAAAAACAAAGAAUUUUGUUUUCGUUACUUCUUAGUGAACAACAAUAUGAACUUAUUACAUCACCUUCAACAGUAACAUCUAAUAUUGGUGUACUUAUUAGUUUAUUAAAAACAGAUUUAAAUGAAAGCAAUUUUUCUAAUUUAAUUUAUUUUAUUCAGAAUAGAUUAAAACAAAAACCUGAUUUUAGAAAAUUAAUUAAUUUUUUAAUUUAUUCAUUUGAUAAUGAGUUUUUGUCUAUUAGACAAACACUUCAAAUAUCAAACUUAAUUUUUCGAUAUUCAAAAUUAAAUAAUAAUAAUUCUGAACAUUUCCUUCAAUUUCUUAUCGAAUUACUUCAAUUGGAAAUACAUUCAUCACCGAAGUUUUUCUUAAAACUAAUACGGUGUGAUCAAGAAAAUGAUGAAAUAAUCAGUCAAAUAACAAUUAUGUUAACCAUGCAAACCGGAACCUAUGCUACUGUCGAGUGGAAAAGAUCAAUGCUGAGUUUAUUACAAAUUAUCUUCGAUAGAUCAGAUAAUUAUGAAGAUUUAAAAGAUAUUGCUCUACGAUCUUCAAUGUUUCAAAAGGUUAUAUUUAGACAACAACUAGAAUCUUAUGCAAAGAAGACAUCGGAUAAUCAGUCUGAUGAAAAUAAAGAACCUGUUGCUGUUCCGAAAAAUAAUAAUAAUAACGAUACUCCUACUAAACAUUGCGAAUUAUUUCGUCGGUUGGAAUCUGACGAUGAAUCAAUAAAUGCACUUGCCAUAAGUCAAUUACGCACAUAUCUUGUGAAUGAACAACUUUCAUCAGAAAUUUUACUUCCGACAUUUGUUCAAGCUCUUCAAUUUAUAUUUCACAAUUUCCGAAAAUUUCCUAGAGUAUCACUUAGUAAAUGGAUACUAUUAAUUGCUAAAAAUCGUGGAAAAAUAUUUUCAAGUGGUGCUCUAUGUGAUCAAUUAUUAAUAGAUAUAGUUUUAGGUCGAUUUCAUAUGCCGACGAAUAUAUUCACUUCAUUAAAUCGUUUAAUUCAAUCAAAUAAAACUGAUCAACGACAUGAUGGUCUUAGUAAAUUACGUUUACUUUUAAGAAUUACACGCAUAAAUUGUAAAGAAAAUGAAGCACAUAAUUUACCAACAAUAUCCAAUCAACUUUAUAAUGCAAUAACUCAUAUUGUAUUCGAUGGAAAAUUCAAUGAUCAUCAAGUACAACUAUGUGUAAAAGCCGCUAGAAAUUCUUGGCUAUUAAAUAGUGAUCAUAGAGAAAAACUGAAUAAUAUUUAG
Messenger RNA from Rotaria socialis, 4104 nucleotides. Lineage: Eukaryota; Metazoa; Rotifera; Eurotatoria; Philodinida; Philodinidae. The record is from the annotation of a GenBank genome assembly.